AUUUUAAAUUGGGCGGGUCUGCUUUUGAGGGGCCGGGUCCGAUAACUAAUUUGCGUUCAAAUCAUUCUUCUGGAGUGGAGACACUGUCUUCUUGGAUGGUUCUGUAACUAGCUUCUGCAGUUCUAUUACCGCCCAUCACUACUGGGAGUUAUCUUGGCCGUUUUUCUCUUUGAUAAGUAGUCCACACAAUGAAGUUGUUGGUAUAUACUCGUAUCAUAAAGGUCCUCUUCUCUCUCCUCCUCCUUAUGUCAGGUGAUGUAGAGCUCAACCCAGGACCUAAUCCAAAGGAGAUACUAAUGAAAUAUUGGGCUAAGCUAUCCAAAGCAAUAUCAGCUAAUGUUAGCAAUGUAGCCAAUGCAUUGUUUUCCAAGGACCUAAUAACACGUGGGACUAGAGAAUACACGUUGACAGCACUUGGCCCAACUAGUACUGAUAAAGCCACUAGAUUAAUGAUUGAUGUGGUGGAUCAGCUAGAAGCUUCUAUUGAUGAAAGACAGUAUUUAGUUAAGGUGUGUAGUGUAUUAACUAAACAAGGUGCAGCAAUAAAAGAGAUAGGAAUCAUUAUGCUUAAAGAACUAGAAGAAGACACUGCUACUGUCCAUCCUCCUCUUCCUCAAAGUGGAGCUAGUGAAGGCAAGAAACUUAACUUGAGAACAGCCUUAAGGAUAUUUCAUUCUUCUGCUCAUCAUUACAGACUGAUAGGGACUGUAUUGGAUGUAAAAGUAGCAGAUCUGAAAUUAACUGAGGAUGUAACUAGUAAUCUCAUCACAGUAUUCGAGAGGUGGUUUGAUGCCAAUAGAAAUGUUAGUUGGGAUACAUUAUUGGAACUUUGUGACAACUUUCCUGAUCAAUUGGGCAAAGCAAAGGCUCAUCUAAAUAAAUUUUUUCCAAAAAUAGGAGAGAAUACAAGUAAUUUUGAUAAUGUAAUAGAAGUAGAACCAGGUACUAUAAAGAAGUGGUUUGAUGAUGAAAAAGAAGGCUGGAUUGAUUUGACCCUCACUCGUGUACAUAUGGUUGGGCCUGCUGGCUCUGGUAAAUCAUGUGCACAAAACCUUCUACUUAAUGAGCCACCACCAAAACACUUACCUUGUACCACCUCAUCUGAAGACCUUCUCACCUGUUCUGACACCCCAUUUUCUGACCCUAAAAUCCUUGAACAUUCAUCUUCCAACCCUCAAAUAUCUUCUGAUACCUCACAAUCUUCUGAUCCACAUGCCUCUCCUGAUUCUAUGACUGACCUACACUACAACACUACUACCUCCUCUUCAAACACCUCCUCUAAGUCUAUCACUGACAGUACACCAAUAGCUUGUAAAGCUGUCAAAGCUCUAAGAGUUACUUCUAAUGAUAAUGAGACUUGGAACAGAAUUACUAAAGAUGAAUUGCUGGAGAGAUUAGCAUCUAGUUUAAAAAGAGCUGUGGCCAAGUUUUCUCAACAAAAGCAAGCUACGUCCACACUUUCAUUUUCAGAUGAGUCAGAAUCAGAUGAUGAAUUUACACCAGAAGCCCCAGAAGGGCCUCGUGAUUAUGGAACUGUAGUUAAUGAAAUAGUUCAAUGCCUUUCUGUAGCAAAAGCUCAAUUAAGUGAGAAAUGGGCAUACAUUAUUGAUUCUGGUGGUCAACCAGCAUUUCAAGAGCUGCUACCAGUGUUUACUAGGGCAGCUUCUCUUAAUGUCAUCACACUUGACCUUUCUAAAGGUAUCGAUGAUGAGUUUGAGUACACGUACCGAAUUAAUGGAAAAGAGUUUAAAUGCGAUGAGAAAAUGAAAUAUUCAAACCGUAAGGUUUUCAAUUCUGUCGUUUCAGCAGCAUCAGUUCAGAAACCAUUAGAUAUUCCGUAUUUGACCAAGCCUUCUCAAGAGGCUACUUUCAUUCACUCUAUGUCUUUUGUUCUUGGUACUCAUUACGAUGUGGUGAUUAAAAAUAGCAAAAAUGAAAAAGAGGCAUUUGCACAGGUGAAGCAAAUGAGCGACGAUUUGAUGAAACAACUGGAUUCUCAUUCUAAGAAGUACAUUAUUCCUGAUGUACAUGAAGAUUCUACGUGUAUCAUAUUUCUGGUUGAUACAUUAAUAAAAGAUCGAGGUGAAAGAAAGAGGGUCAGCCAGGAAAUUUUUAAAAUUGUAGAUCGAAGUCAGACUUCUCUUAAAGUAAAAAUCCCGAUCUGGCUGUUUGUUUUUGAGCUUUGCUUAGAGAAAAAAGCUGAAAGUAAUGGUGGUUUUGUUACAAGAGAAGAAGCUGACGACGAAGGUAAGAGACUUCACAUGACUCCUAGUGAUGUUGAAGAUGCUCUAACUUACAGUACCUUCACAAUUGCACCAUUAUUCUAUACUAUCCUGAUAUUGAACCUCAAUUAGUGUUUGUUGACCCGCAGAAAAUUCUUGAAGUACUUUCACAAUUAUUGGCUCUCACAUAUGUCAAAAAGGAUACUGCACAGAAAGUAUUUAAACCAAAAUUGAAAAUAACUUGGGAUGAAAUGGCCCUAUUAAAAAAUCAGGGUCGCUUCAAAAAAGAUCUUCUUAAGAAGUUCACUGUAUUCACUGGUAAAUUUCAGCCAGAUUACUUCAUCAAUUUGCUUAACAAAUGCCACAUCAUUGCUCAACUACAGAAAAACAAAAGUCAAGCUAAAGAUGUAGUCUAUUUUCUUCCUUCUGCUUUAAGUUCAUAUGAUGAUAGCUUUGAAAAGAGCCCUACAGAUAGAAAACCUCUACUUUAUGUUUGGAGAAAGCAAGUGGCUGGAGAAGAUGUAGGAAAAGUCUUUGUCAAUGUACCUCAAGGAAUCUUCCCUCUGAUGAUUGUUCGUUUACUCAAGGAAGAAGAAUACGUUGUCUGGCUAUCUAAUCCUGAUGACGUCUCACAAUUUCGAAAUGCAAUAUCGUUAUGGAUCUCUUUUGACAAAAAUGAUGAUGACCCAGAUGAACGUUUGUACAUCAUUAAUCGUGGGAAGCAUAUUGAAGUUAUUUUUACUGGAAAGAAGGAACAUUGUCCAAAAAUUAACACACUACUUUGUAAAGUCAUCAAAAAGAGUGCAGAUGUCAUCAACAUUUCAGUUAAAGACUUGAACAUAGCUUUUGCUUGCCAACGUGACAACAGUGAAUACUGUAUUAUCAAAAAUGAAGCAGCUCAAAUAAUAGGUUGCUGCUCUAAACCUGCUCACACUUGUACUCUUGAUGACAGCUAUUGGUGCUGGUUCAAUACAUCAGGCCAGGAGCUUAAUAAUGCAGUAGUCUUGAGGAUAUUUUCUACUUCUGCUAGUGAGUAUAACCUAAUAGGGACUGGAUUGGGUGUAGAUGUGUCUGAUCUGACACAGAUCCCAGGCCAAGCAAUGAAUAAUCUUAUUAAAGUAAUUGAAAGGUGGUUCAAAGCCAACAAAGAUGUCAGCUGGGAUGCAUUAAGACAACUUUGUAAAUACUUCCCCAAACAACUGGGCCAAGCAGAAGCUAAGCUAGAUGAAGUACUUGGUAAAGAAGAAGAUUCACCUCCAAUUCCAACUGUACCAGAACCUCAACCAGAGACAAUUGAAGAAAGACGGAAGCGUAUUUUUGCAAAAAGAACUAAUGAGGAAUCUGCCUUGUCUGAACACUACCUAGCUAGGAAGAAAGUAAAGUUAUCUCAGCCUACUGUAAUAACAGAAGAUGAUUAAUUUUAUUAUUAAAAAUAAUUUUCAUUUGUCAGGUCUGUCAUAAUUUAUUAAUUUUUGAGGGGUCAGGCCCAAUAAUUAAAUUGUUUACUUAAUAAUGCAGGCUUGAAAACAGCUAGAAAACAGCUAGAUCUAUAACGU
Molecule: messenger RNA, 3778 nt
Organism: Amphimedon queenslandica
Lineage: Eukaryota; Metazoa; Porifera; Demospongiae; Haplosclerida; Niphatidae
Exons: 8
Coding region: 189-2354 (721 amino acids)
Source: RefSeq, a predicted model, not a curated record